UUGUUCCUUAGAGCAGUGCAAAGGCAAAAAUUAGCUAUUCAAAAAUCUGUAAGUGAAGUGACAAAAUCUUUCCAAGAGUCAAUGAGAACUUUGCAGGACCAACUAGGAAAAGAGGCUAUUCAAAAAUCUACCGGUGAGGUGAUAAGGUCUCUUCAAGAGACAAUGAAGGCAUUACAGGAGCAAUUAGAAAAAGAACGCCUGCAGUUAACUGCUGAACGCCAGGCACUGGAAAAAGAGAGAGAGAUUAACUCAUUGCUUAGGUCAGCCCUUGAAGAUGAGGAGGAACAAAAUGAAAGGCUUAAAAAAAUACUGGAAAUGAAAAAUUGUGAAUUGCGAGACAUCAAUUCAAAAUACCCUAAACCGGUAGAUGUUAACAAAUCCCUGUACCCCUCUGGGGAAUUAGAAGAAUUGAAGCAAAGUUACCCGGAGGACGGGGUAAUACAUAUGCGUCCCCUCAUUAAAACUGAAACCACUGGCCAGGGGGCAGAUCGGCAAACUACCACACGAAUUACCCCGUACACGGGGGAAGCACUGGCCAAAAUUCAGGAAAAAUAUAGCCGUAAGGCCAGUGAGUCAGAGACUGAAUAUGUGUGGAGGGUGUCCCUUACUGGGGGAGAUCGGAUUUUGUUGAGUGAAGAUGAGGCCAGAGGAUUUUGGGGCCCUGGGGUUUUCCUGACCACAAAUGAUAACCGAGCCCCGUGGCCACUGACCCAGAGAGCUGCCUACUGGGCAGGCGGGUUAGACCCUAUAGAAAGGGGAGAUCCUCACACAAUUAAAACCCCCACAAUUGGCCACAUUGUCGAAAGUGUACAAAAAACUGCAUGCCUCCAAUUAAUCCAUACAAGACUGUUGGACUCGCAGCGACAUUCCCCUAUGGAACUCGAGGCGGAUCCACAAAGAUUUCCUGUCCUAAUCCGAGGUCUGCCUGAUGCACUAAAAACCCAUGCUAAACAACUACAAGAACGUAUAAUGGCAACCCCCAGGCCCGGAAGAAGGGGUGCUCCACCAGGAAUGACCUGGUUGGAGGUGGCCCAAGAAUUAGUAACUACUGGUAGACAGUUGGGGAUCUCUGAUACAAGUAGUUUUAAACAGAAAACAGAUAUCAGAAGGGUGGGAGAAACCCGAAAACCACCUUUGGCAGGUAAUCGUCAGCAAAAUGUGAUACCUAGUGAGCGAACAAGGUACAGUUUGUGGGUGGAGGGUGUUGAGAAAGGAAUUCCUCGAGAGGUGAUGGACAAAUUACCUACAGCUAAUUUGGAACACUUGAUAAAGCACUGGGAUAAGAUCAAAGAGCAUGAGUCACCCCCGGAGGGCAAUUCUCCCCAGGAGCCCAACACUGUAGUUCCCUCAGCCCCACCAGAAAACAGUUUAACCAGUUCCCAGCCGGGAAACAGGGUUCGCCUCUCCCAGUAAGUGAGCCGGGGAGCGGUCAGUGGAUUUACAUGAGAAGG
This is a messenger RNA of Manacus vitellinus (golden-collared manakin), 1451 nucleotides long. RefSeq lists its product as uncharacterized. Bases 82 to 1413 code for a protein of 443 amino acids. The transcript has a single exon. The record is from RefSeq and is a predicted model, not a curated record. Lineage: Eukaryota; Metazoa; Chordata; Aves; Passeriformes; Pipridae.